Caenorhabditis sp. 36 PRJEB53466 is the source of this 6609-nucleotide messenger RNA. The record is from the annotation of a GenBank genome assembly. Lineage: Eukaryota; Metazoa; Nematoda; Chromadorea; Rhabditida; Rhabditidae.
AUGCCGACCCCAGACAAUUAUGAAUGCUCAGUCGCCGAACUCAAGCUCCUAAUGGAGCUGAGAGGUGCUGAAGCCUUAGAAAAGGUAUUCUGGACCAUUAAUCUAAAAGAAUACUUUCAAAGUACAGGUCAACAAUUCAUAUGGUGGUGUGGAAGGUUUAUGUCAAAAACUGAAAACAGACCCCAUAAAUGGAUUGCCGAACGGCGAACACGAGCUUCAGAAGAGAAGAGAUGUUUUCGGGAGGAAUGAGAUUCCUCCUGCAUCUUCCAAAUCAUUUUUCCGAUUGGCGUGGGAAGCAUUGCAAGACAUUACUCUAGUGAUUUUACUUGUGGCAGCGAUUGUUUCACUUGGUCUCUCGUUCUACAAACCUCCUGCUGAGCAUUCAAGUAAUUUUUUCCUUUAAGUGAUAAGUGUGUAGUGAUUAUUUACAGACAAUGAUGCUUCUGAAUCCGAAGCCGGGUGGAUUGAAGGAGUGGCAAUUCUCGUUGCUGUGCUAGUGGUUGUGUUAGUUACAGCUCUCAACGAUUGGACGAAGGAAAAACAGUUCAGAGGUACUUCUUAACUUGAGAAUAAUAAGUUGAACACUUCUCUUCUACAGGACUCCAAUCAAAAAUCGAGACUGAACAUAAAUUUUCCGUUAUUCGGAACGGUCAACCUAUCGACAUUGUUGUGAAUGAGCUUGUGGUUGGAGACAUUGCUCGUGUGAAGUAUGGUGAUCUGCUACCUGCUGACGGAAUAUUAAUUCAAUCAAACGAUUUGAAAAUUGAUGAAUCUUCCCUCACCGGCGAAUCGGAUCUCAUUCGGAAAUCAGAAGAUUUUGAUCCCGUGCUUCUUUCCGGUACGCAUGCAAUGGAAGGAUCGGGACGGUUCUUAGUCACAGCAGUAGGAUUGAAUAGUCAAACCGGAAUUAUAAUGAGCUUACUCGGAGCCGCUAAAGAAAAGAAAGAGGACAAAAGAGAAGAAACUACAGCUCUCACUAACGGUACAUUUAAAUUCAGUAAAAUUUCAAAUGUUGUGUUGGAUAGGUGAAUCACAUGUUACUGCCGGAAACGGUCUUUGUAAUGGACUCAGUAAGGACGCUGAAAUACCAGUUCCCGAAGAAGAAGAUGUUGGAAGACUGUCCAAAUCUGUGCUACAAACCAAACUUUCUAAUCUGGCGCUUCAAAUUGGUUACAUUGGAUCAGUUGUUGCCGCAGCAACCGUUCUCAUUUUAAUUAUCAGGCAUUGUAUAUCUAAAUACGCUAUUGAUGGAAAAUCGUUCGAGGUACUUGAAUUCCUCUCUUAUUUUGGGAUCGUAGAUCUUUAUCAAAUUGUUUGAAUCGUGAUUUCUAAAAGUACAGUUUGCGGAAUGCAUAGAAUUUUAAAAAAAAAGGCAAACGAUCUUUACCUACUUUUUUUCCUACCAAAGUUCAUUGCCUACUAUGGUCAUUGCCUACUAGAUCAUUGCCUACCAAAAUUUUUGAAAAUUCUUUCAUUGCCUGCCAAUUUUCAGAUCAUUGCCUAUUUAUUCCGUAGGUAUAAUCUCUGAUUUCUGGUCAGCGAUAAUACAAAUCCGUAGUGUUUUUUAUUUGCACAAUACCGGGUCCCGUAUAUGCACAUUAUCGAAUCACAGAGGUUAUGCCGCGUCCAAUGUCUCGGAAAAACCGUAAAAACCGCAGAUUUUGCUGUCCAAAGUCGGCCGAAAUUUGCGUGAAAAACGGGGGUGUGCACAGCUCAAUGAGUGUAACCGUACCUCUAAAACUACGGUAUUUUUUGAAAAUUUGUUAAUUUCUUGAGGUUUUUUGAAAAUAUUCAAAUUUUUUGCGCAAAUUUUCAAAAAAUACCGUAGUUUUAGGGGUACGGUUACACUCAUUGAGCUGUGCGCACCUCCGUUUUUCACGCAAAUUUCGGCCGACUUUGGACAGAAAAAUCUGCGGUUUUUACGGUUUUUCCGAGACAUUGGACGCGGCAUUACGGUAGUAGCCUUUCACAAUUUUUUUUCAAAGAAAUCGGUUUAAGCACCUAACGCAACCCGGAUCUGGAAUCCGAUAUUGUACAAAUUAUAAAAAAGACAGCGGGAUUGUAUUAUUGUUGACCAGAAAUCGAAGAUUUGAAAAAAUAGGCAAAGAUCUGAAAAUUGGUAAUGGGGCUAUUCAGCGUAUGUUUGUUUUCCGUUUUUUUCGUUUUUUUGCAUUGCUGAAUUGGAUUUUUUGACGUAAAAAAACAAAAAAAACGGAAAAAAAUCAUUUUUUUCACAGCCUGAAUAACCCCAUAAGACCCAGGUAGUUAAUGAACGAAAUGUCCAAAAAGGUAGAACUUGUUAGGCAAUAAACGAAAUGCAGAAUUUUGGUAGACAAUGAUCUAGUAGGCAAUGAACUUUGGUAAGCAAAAUUUUUAUUCCGUGCUGAAAAAACUUUUACAAUGCGGAAUAGGGAUUCCGCGGGUCUCUGGCGUUCACCGCCUUUGCCGAUAUUACUGUAAACUAAUUUAGGCGAGCGAUGUUUCGUACUUUGUAAACUUCAUUAUCAUCGGAGUAACGGUUUUGGUCAUCGCUGUACCUGAAGGAUUGCCAUUAGCAAUCACUUUGGCGCUCACUUAUUCUGUGAAAAAGGUGAGUUCCAUUAGUGUGAAAUAGAAUAAUCGGAAGUGUUUUUCUCAGAUGAUGAAAGACAACAACUUGGUUCGCCAUCUUGACGCAUGUGAAACUAUGGGAAAUGCUACUUCUAUUUGUUCGGACAAAACUGGAACUCUAACAACAAAUAGAAUGACAUGCAUCCAGCAGUUUAUUAACGGUUGCAUCUUUGAUCAAUCUAUUGUAAUAAUGGUUUUCAGGUCAAUUCUACAAAAGUUCUGUUCCUAAGUACGAUGAAAUGGAUUCUGGAACUCGAGAUUUCCUUUUGAAUGGAAUCGUUAUAAACAGUGGUUAUUCUUCAACAGUCGUCGAGCCAAAAACUCCUGGAGAACAACGAGGCCAAAUAGGAAAUAAAACGGAAUGCUCGCUUCUUGGAUUCAUUUUAGAUAGUGGACGAAGUUACGAAGAUUUGAGGAAACAGUUUCCAGAGGAGAAACUAUACAAGGUCUAUACUUUUAACAGUUCAAGAAAGAGCAUGAUGACAGUUAUUGAACUUGGAGACAGAAAGUACCGAGUGUACGCAAAAGGAGCUUCCGAGAUAAUACUCAGCCGCUGUUCUCAUAUUUUUGGUAAUCAAGGGAAGAUUGAACCAUUUGGGCAAGAAGAAAUCAGAACUAUGACCCAGAGUGUUAUUGAACCAAUGGCAUCCGACGGACUUCGUACUAUCGGUCUUGCUUUCAAAGAUUUAGUACCAAAAGGAAUGAAAAAACUCGCCUUCGAAGAGGAGUAUGAUGGAGAAAUCAAUUGGGAAGAUGAAGAAAGUAUUCGGGAAGGGCAGACUGUCAUUGCGGUUAUGGGAAUCCAGGAUCCUGUAAGACCAGAGGUUCCUGCUGCUAUCGCAAAGUGCCAGAAAGCGGGAAUAACAGUCAGAAUGGUAACUGGUGACAACAUCAAUACGGCAAGAUCGAUUGCCACGCAAUGUGGUAUUAUGCAGCCGGGAGGAGAGUUUCUUGCAUUAGAAGGAAAAGAUUUCAAUGCUCGUAUUCGCGAUGCCGAUGGAAAAGUUAAUCAGCAAAAACUUGACCAAAUUUGGCCAAAACUAAGAGUUCUGGCUCGAGCACAGCCAUCUGACAAGUACGUUCUCGUGAAAGGGAUCAUUGACUCAAAGAACACAAAGAACCGGUAACAAAUUGAGAACUUUUUCGGACUCAUGAACCUUUUCAGAGAAGUCGUUGCUGUGACUGGAGACGGUACCAAUGAUGCACCAGCUCUCAAAAAGGCAGAUGUAGGAUUUGCGAUGGGUGAGAAUAUUCUUCUUUCGAAAUCACUGUUUUCACUGUUCUUCUCACUAAACGAAUAGUUCUAUGCGUGUGUAUAUAAACACAAGCCCUUUGGAACCUGGACCCGCUGCGCGGUGUAAGGCCAUUAAAAAAGAUUUGGUGCGUAUAACUGUAGUGAGGUAGUUACCGUAACCUGAAGUUAGAAUUUUCUCUUUUUUAAUGUUAAACUUCAGUCCUCUAGCGCAUGGGCGAGGGUAAUUAAUAAAUUAUAAUUGAGUGGAUUCUGGUGAAGAAUCUUAGAAGUACUGUACAUACAGUAACCUAAAACAAUUGAAUGGUAUUACGGUAGUUACAGUAGUCUGCGUGGAAGAGGUAUGGCACAUAAGCCAAUUGAAAAAUAACACGCAAAAAAAAAUUUUUUUUAACAUAUUGAAAGGACCAGGGAACUCUCCGAGUUUAUGUGUCUGACUAAAUUGCUUCUUAUUGCCACAUUCACUGUCCGAGCCCCAACUAUCAGAAAUACCUGUGAAUGGAACAGCGCUUAGUCAAAGUUGUGGCCAUGGCCCAGAAAAGUACUAGGCCUUGUGAUCUUUUUCGGAUUUUUUUUUCGUUCGGCACAAUCUUCAUACGUUGCAAAACAUUCACACAAAUCAGCAUCCAUACAGAGUGCAAGAGCAUCAAACUGCUCACAGGGAAGAGUUUUCACACCGGAGUUUCCUAGGCCACGGCCACAACUUCAAUUGCACGCCGUUUCGUUCAUUGGCAUUUCUGAGAGCUCUAGUCAGCAUUUCACCAGUGUUUGAGGCAAUAAAAGACAAUUCAAACAGACACAAAAAAUUCACAAAAAAAUCAAAAAAUUUGAGGGUUCCCUGGUCCUUUAAUUAUCGCAUAGUCCAGUUAACGACAAUAAUUUAUUGGUGCAAGAAAAACGUUUAUUUAAUUAAAGUAAAAAUUUAAUCAUUCUUAAUUGUCUAGAAUUACAGGAAUCGCGGGUACCGACGUCGCAAAAGAAGCUUCUGAUAUUAUUUUGACUGAUGAUAACUUCUCUUCCAUUGUAAAAGCAGUGAUGUGGGGACGCAAUGUGUACGAUUCGAUUGCGAAAUUUUUGCAAUUCCAACUGACAGUGAACGUUGUCGCUGUUACGAUCGCUUUCAUAGGAGCGUGUGCAAUCAGUGACUCUCCGUUGAAAGCAGUUCAAAUGUUAUGGGUCAAUUUGAUUAUGGACACUCUUGCUUCGCUGGCACUCGCCACAGAAAUGCCUACUGAGGAUCUUUUGGAUCGUAAACCAUAUGGACGCACCAAGUCUUUGAUUUCACGAACAAUGGUGAAAAACAUUGCUGGGCACGCGGUAUAUCAGUUGUCUAUUCUGUUCGCAAUUAUGUUCUGGGGGGAUAAGUUUAUUCCAAACACUCCCUCUGGAAGAAACGCUCAACUUGGAUCUCCGCCGAGUGCUCAUUUUACUAUAAUUUUCAACACUUUUGUUUUGAUGACUUUAGUAAACGAAAUCAAUGCCAGGAAAAUUCACGGAGAAAGAAACGUUUUCAAAGUUUGGCACUUUUUGCUUCAGUAAUUAAGAAAAUCUUCCAGGGCAUCUUCACAAAUCCAAUAUUUUGUGUAAUAUGGAUAACAACAUUGAUAUCGCAAGUUCUUAUUGUUCAGUUCGGAGGGCAAUGGUUUUCCACAUCUCCACUAGACACUACUCAGUGGAUCGUCUGUGUUGUUUGCGGCUUAGGAGAGCUUCUUUGGGGACAAGUUAGUUUGUUCAUGAAAGUUUAUCAUAGCGUGCACCUGAAGCUUUUGAUUUCAUGACUGUGAAUCGCACAUGCACUUUGUAUUAGAGUAGAACAUCACAAUUUCAGAUUAUGAACUGUGUACCGUCCUCAAUUCUCCCGAAAUCUUUCCGUUUCGGAAAAGGUGACGUGCAGCCAACUUCAAUUAUGCUAUCCGGAGAAUAUGAUUUUCCCAGCACGGCAUCCACGUUACCAAUGAAGGCUGAUGGUAUCCAACUAGAUGACAAGAGACCAGGACAAGUGCUAUGGUUGCUCGGUCUGACACGGUUACAGACUCAGGUAGAUUAUUGUCUUAGUAAAAUUCUUAAGCCGGUUACCAUAAGUAACUUUUCGUUUAAACGACGGAUAUAUCGCGGUGAAGUUGGAAUUUCAUAUCAACGCGUUUCGUAGUUUGCACGGCAGUCUAGUUUUCAGAUUCGGGUUGUCAAAGCAUUCCAAUCGGUGAACGAUGAUUCCCAUCCAAACUCAUUAACAACUUCGACAGCAGACAGACUACGGGCAUCUUAUCGACGUUUACGGAUCGCUCGAGAACUCGAACAACAGAAAAGUUCGUGUGUUUAUAGCCCCAUGCCUCAUGGGAACUAUUAUUUUUUCAAUUUGCUUUCUCAUGCGCUUGUAAACUUCAGGAACUAUAAGAGCCAAGUAUCUAAAAAAGUUUAGUUUGCACUCCGUCGAGCCGAUUGCUGAACUUUGAAUGUGUUUUGUUUGUGCGACAUAUAACGCAGCGUAUAAUACUUGUUUGUAAUUUUGAGAACCAUAGUUUAUCACUAUUUACAUAGCUGUCAUACAUUGUUUCCCUUUUCGUGUCAAAGGUAUGUUUAGUAAUGACUUUAAGUGAAGCUCACUUAGGCUAGAUUGUGCUGGAUUAUAGCACACCUUCCGGGUUCAAGGAUAAGAACAAUUUUCUGUUUUCCAGGGGCUGGUGGCUUACGAGCCGGUGGACAGAUAUAUUCUUCGGAAACAAAUGCAAAGGAUACAUCCGGAAUAA